Messenger RNA from Centruroides sculpturatus (bark scorpion), 390 nucleotides. RefSeq names its product rho GTPase-activating protein 19-like. Gene Ontology annotation, molecular function: GTPase activator activity. NCBI's taxonomy places the organism in Eukaryota, Metazoa, Arthropoda, Arachnida, Scorpiones, Buthidae. The record is from RefSeq and is a predicted model, not a curated record. The transcript has 2 exons. Gene Ontology annotation, cellular component: cytoplasm. Gene Ontology annotation, biological process: regulation of small GTPase mediated signal transduction; signal transduction. Bases 4 to 390 code for a protein of 128 amino acids.
GAAAUGUAUAAAGAUACAAGUCAUCAAGAAGUUUUUAAAAAAAGAAUAAAAGCCAUUCAAUUACUAUUUCUCUUAUUGCCACCACAAAAUAAAAGUUUAUUAAAUGAUUUGCUGAUGUUGCUUUAUCGUGUAAAUCAAGCUAGUGAAGAUAACUGCAUGGAUGCUUCUAAUCUGGCAAUGAUCUUUGGACCUCAUAUUUUGUAUCCAAAAAUGACAUCUCCUGAAACCAUGCAAGAAAAAUUAAAUUAUGUAAUUUUGGCUGUGACAUUUAUGAUUGAAAAUGCUCCAGAAUUAUUUUGUCAUCCACCUGAACUAAUAAAGGAUGCUCAGUUGUAUCUUUCAAAUAAUGAUACAAAAUUACCACAGGUAAGACAAUUUUUAGGAAAUUAA